AUAAAAAUGUCAUUCUUCCAGAAAUGAAAGUGAAAGUUUGUCAGAGUGAUUCCUGAAUUGCUGUGAAGGAAAACGUCCCUGUUUCCUUUUGAAGACAAACGAAGUUCAUGUUUUUCUUCUGGUCCUGAGUUCAGACAUGUCUUCUGGCAGCAGCCUGCGGUCUGAGGAUUAGUUUCUGUGCUCCAUCUCUCUGGACGUGUUCACUGAUCCAGUCAGCACACCAUGUGGACACAACUUCUGCAAGACCUGCAUCACUCAGCACUGGGAUGGAAAUGGCCCCUAUAAGUGUCCUCUGUGUAAUGAGCUUUUCACCCCUAAGCCUGAGCUGAGAGUCAACACCUUCAUCAAAGAGAUUGUUGAUCAGUUCAGACUUAAAGCUCAGCAGGAAGCCAGCAGCAGCUCAGAGCAACAAGCUGCCAAACCAGGAGAAGUUCCCUGUGACGUCUGCACUGGACCCAAACUGAAGGCCCUGAAGUCCUGCAUGGUGUGUCUGCUCUCCUACUGCCAGACUCACCUGGAGCCUCACCUGACCGCUCCACGUCUGAAGAAACAUCAGCUGAUGGAGCCGGUGGAGAACCUGGAGGACAGGAUGUGUCUGCAGCACGAUAAACCUCUGGAGCUGUUCUGUAGGACCGACCAGACAUGCGUCUGCUUGGUCUGCUCUGUUUUUGACCACAAGAACCACGAGUUUGUUCCUCUGAGAGAAGAAUCUGAAGGAAAGAAGGCAGAGCUGAGGAAGACGGAGGCUGAAGUUCAGGAGAUGAUCCAGGAGAGACGACUGAAGAUCCAGGAGAUCAGAGAGUCGGUGAAGAUCAGUAGAGAUGCUGCAGACAGAGAGAAAGCAGAAGGUGUUCAGGCCUUCACAGCUCUGAUGGAGUCUGCUGAGAGAGGCCUGAAGGAGCUCCUCAAGGAGAUCCAAGACAAACAGGAAACUACAGAGAAACAGGCUGAAGACUUCAUCAGAGAUCUGGAGCAGGAGAUCUCUGAGCUGAAGAAGAGGAGCUCUGAGGUGAAGCAGCUCUCACAGGAUGAAGAUCCCCUCCACCUCCUCCAAAGCUGCUCCUCCCUGAAAGCUGCUCCACCCACCAAGACCUGGACAGAGGUCAGAGUUCAUCCACCAUACUAUGAGGGGACUGUGGUGAAAGCUGUGGUUAAGCUGGAGGAGAAGAUUGGGGAGAAGAUAAAGGAGCUACUAAAGGCUGAGCUGAAGAGGGUCCAACAGUUUGCAGUGGAUGUGACUCUGGAUCCUGAUGCGGCUCAUCCUAACCUCAUCCUGUCUGAUGAUGGGAAACAGGUGAAACUUGGAGAUGUGAGGAAGAAUCUCCCAGACAAUCCAGAGAGAUUCUCUAAGUGUGUGAAUGUUUUAGGACGACAGAGUUUCUCUUCAGGCAGAUUUUACUUUGAGGUUCAGGUUAAAGGAAAGACUGACUGGGAUUUAGGAGUGGCCAGAGAGUCCAUCAAGAGGAAGGGAACCAUCAACCUGAGUCCUAAGAACGGUUUCUGGACUAUUUGGUUGAGAAAUGGAAAUGAGUAUUUAGCUCUAGCUGGACCUCCAGUCCGUCUCCAUCUCCAUCCUGGUCCUCAGAAGGUCGGGGUGUUUGUGGAUUAUGAUCAGGGUCUGGUCUCCUUCUAUGAUGUAGAUGCUGCAGCUCUGAUCUACUCCUUUACUGGCUGCUGCUUCAAGGAGAAACUCUACCCGUACUUCAGUCCUUAUCUUAAUGAUGGAGCUAAAAACUCUGAUCCUCUGUCCUGUUGGUCAGGAUGA
Molecule: messenger RNA, 1765 nt
Organism: Poecilia latipinna (sailfin molly)
Lineage: Eukaryota; Metazoa; Chordata; Actinopteri; Cyprinodontiformes; Poeciliidae
Product: nuclear factor 7, brain-like
Exons: 2
Coding region: 482-1765 (427 amino acids)
Molecular function (GO): zinc ion binding; protein binding
Source: RefSeq, a predicted model, not a curated record